GAACACCAAAACAACGGCAUACCGGACCACCGCAACAAUUUUAACACUGGAGAAAGAAGACAGCAGCCACAGCUAGUCGUCUGAACAUGAUGACAGCGGACGAUGCCAUGGCAUUCCCCGAGGAAAAUUUUGCGCCGUUCGAAUACAUCGAAGAUGAGAUCGAAGAUGAGAAUAGCAAUCACCUCAACACUCUGCCGAAGAGCAGGAAAAAGAAUAAUGAUUUUAAUUUUACAUCGUUAUGGCGCAAACCUAAAUUGGGACGCAGGAAAAUKAAAACGAUUGUGAAAAGCCCGGGCAUCUACGAAAGAAAAUCUCCCAAACAAUCGAAUCACAAGACUACGAUAGGAAGGUAUUUCAAGGACCGCGAGUCAUUUGAAACUUCAGGUUCUGUUCCUCUCAGUGAAUUCGACGAGGCCAAGGAUACGCUUCCGUUCCUGAACUUUCGAACUAGAUUUGAAACCCGUGAAGCAGAAGGAAUCGAGUCAAAUCCAAGCAGCUCAAGGAUUCUAAAGGAUAAAGUAGCGUUGAAUCCUAAAUUGUUUCUCACACCUGCGCCAACAACUGUGCAAGAUGCAAAACCAACAAUCGAAUCCGAUCGUCUYGSUCAUGAAAAAUCAAAUAGUAAUGAACCGUGCGCAGAUUUUGAUCCUUUCCAAACUCUUUCGAAAGAAUCUCCGAACAAACCUCCUAAACCAGAGGCAGGGGCCGACAAGAAAAAGGAAGAACUUGUUUCUCAGAAUAACAAACAGGAUGCCUUUSAAGACUGGCUCUACAAUGAUCAUGGACCUAUUCUUUCUUCCCUUUCAGAGGAUACUAUUUUUUCUGAUUCUAUUCGUGGAGAACGUUUUCUAGAGGACAACUUCAACGAAGACACAAUAGGAACUGGUCUGGAAGGUGACUACAAGUCUCCAAACAAAACUAAUAGAAAAAAUAUUAAUCAGGUCACGUCAAGGCUUUCCAAUCCGGACGACAAGAAAGAAGGUGACGAAAUCGAAACUAGCGUGCGAUCGUUUUCUGAUCGGUUGAAGUUGUUCCAAUCAAAGGGUGAAACAAAAGUGGCGCAACCUACAUCCAAUUUAAGCAAACAACAGUCUCAGAUUUCACUGGAUAAUCUUGCCGAAUCAGGAAAUUGUCCCCUUAAAAGCGAAACAGUUGAAAAUAUCGAAAAUAGUAUCUCCAAAUCGAUAUGUGGGAGUGAUAUUACUUCGGUUGAAAGUAACAUAUCUGAAAAUGAAUGUUGUGCUCUCACUACGAAUAUCGAAGAUGAAAGACAGGAUUCUGAAAACACUGGGGGCAAAAGAAAUUCUCCCGAAAUGCUUUCUUUUGAAUCUAAGCAACUUUCAUUAGAAACAGAGACUAAUGAAGAGAAUUGUGUUGCCAUGAUCUCUUCGCAGUCAGAUCACUCAGAAUUAAAAGAUUCUUCCAGCGGCAAGAAAUACGAAGGACGAGAAACCAUAGAGACCAAAGAAUUCAGCGCACAAAGAACUGAUUCUUGGAUUGGUUCAGAGGAGAACCGCGAUUGCUCUCAGAACAUAUCUGAUGUAUCAAGCCUGACAAUGUCUUCGAAUGGCACUGCUCGCCAAUACGCAAGCAAGUUUGGAGUAACUCUCUCACGACGAAAUUUGAAAUCUGAUCAAGAUCAACGAACAUUGAGAAGUUCUGAAUAUGUCUCACAUGUCGAUACUCAGAGUCGAGAUGAAKUGGAAGGUACAACAAUCAAUGUAGUUGGCCAUAUCAAGCCAACUGUGUCUGAUUUUAUGAAAAAUACGAGCAAGCGCGAGAUAACCCGAGACACAAAUUACAAAGAACACGUCUCGGAAGAUUGUGGAAAGGACAAGUGUGUCGAGAUGACGAAGAAGGAUCAAAACGAACAAAAAUCAUUGAAAGAAGGUGAUGAAGUAGACACAGAUCCUCAUGCACUUCAAAUCAAUAGCUCUUCUCCCAAUAGCGACGCAAAUAAGAAUAAUUUCGCUCAAAAAAGUGCCAGUAUGUUUGGGGUGACACUAUCGAAAACCCGCAACCGCAACACGAAUAAGCUUUCUCCUGAUAUUUCAGAAGCUUCUGUUCGGAACAAAGUAGAGAAGAUCCGAACUUCAUUAGAAAGAGAAUCUUUCGAGAAUAAAGCGAAAAGAACAAGUGGAGAGUGGAACAGAAGUAGAGCAUCUAGUUCUUGGAAGAAUGCUGAUGGAAACAAGAAGAACAGUAUUCCAGAAACUAAUGAACAAGUAGAGUCUAGUCUAAUUCCACAGGGGGGUUCGAUUGGACAAGCUUCAAAUCAAGGAAUUGAGAGUGGCAUCGAUAUGCAGGUACGCGACCAACUAAAACCAUGUGUUUUUAAAAGGAACAAAAUCUCUCUCUCAGAUCGCAGAAAAAUGUUUGAAGCAGAAGGUAUCUCAGUCGAAAACAAUCGGAAAAAAAGUAUCGAGUCCGCUACCUGUGCUGAAUCGCCAAGGUCAUUGACUUCAUCGCUGGGAGAUCUGACGGUCAAGACGGUUGUUCAAAAAAGAAGAAUAGUUCAGAGCAAAACUAAACCUGCGCAAACAUUAUUGCAUGAAGCGAGAAGAUCAUCGAUUACUCAUGAUGACGAUAACAGCGACAACGGCUUGGACGAUAUUGAUGAUGGCAUUGGUAGUAAUAGGCGCAAGACGCUUGUAACUGCAAAGAAAGUAUUGGGCACAUAUCAUUCAAGUCUUGGAAAAAGAACAUCGAAUCAUUCUCAUGAACCAGAUGUAUUGGUGCGUUGCAAGACUAGCAGGGAUUCCGAUGAAUUCAAAGUCGAUAGCGAUAAAGUCGUAAUUCAAAAUGCACGGAAGUCGCUGGAGAGUAUCCAGAAAGAGAAGAAGAAUGUCACAGAAACACAACAAAUGACCGUUAACAAGGUGACGCCUACCAAAGUUGGGUAUUCGGCUCGUAAAAACUUCUUCGAGAAUCUGAACCAAAGUCGAGUGCAAUUGUCGAUGUCAAGACCAUUGGUAGGAAAAGACCAAUCGAGCGUACGCGAUACGGCGACCCUUGCCACAAAACAUACAGAUGAACGGGUGCACGAUCAUUCGCCUCUUGGUGACAAAGAUCUUCCUAUGUUUGUUACUGUAGAAGAAGACUUUUUGCUAAAAGAUAAUAUUAGCACUUGCCUCAGUGCUUCUGAGAAUCGCUCAGUUGUUUGCAAACCAGAUCCUCUCCUAUAUUCUGUGUCCCAAAAAGCAAUGGCAUUGAUGGCUUCAAAAACAAGUAAAGAAACAAUAACGAAUGAUUCAAAUCAGAAGAAGGCCACAACUCAGAAUUUUAUUUUGAAACGCCAGGAAUCUUUGAGAAAAAUGAGUAAAGAAGGAUGCAGACGUGAACCAAAUGCAUCAAAGGAAGUUGCCGGUAGCAACAACGAAAGGACUGUGACUGACGAUAAAGCACCUCAACAUCAACUGUACAACCGUGUUGCAAGAAAGAAAGUAUCAUCACAAUUUCAUCGCCAUUCAAUUGCUCAAAAAGAAACAGAUGAUAACAAAAGUACGGAAGACACAUCCGGCAACGAACCCAWGCCAAAGAAUGAAAGUCUGGAGAAAAUCCAACGGUACAAUAAUUUUGCAAAAACGAAAGACUCUAAUGGAGAAAAUGAAGAGGAGAGUAACAUUUCGAACCAGCCUUCCUUCCAUCGUUUCAAAUACAGCCGUUUUAAAAAAAUUGGCACUAAACCGACUUCACCUAUCGAACCAAAGAGGGAACAACCUUCAACAUUGCGCAAAGAAGGCUCCCACAAUGCGGGGGCUGAAGAUGAAAAGGGUCCUCUGAUCAAGCCAUCGAAUGAAAAUAAAGAUGAUAACGAAGUGGGAAAAGCUGCUCCUGCGCACCGUUUCAAAUUCAACCGUUUCACUAAGAUUGACGUGGCGCCCACUUCUCAAACUGAACCAAAAAGAGAAGAUGUUGGCAACACUGACACUGAAGACGAUAAAGAUGUUUCUAUCAAGGCCUCGACUGGUAAUGAAAGAAAGGUCGCAAAAAGCAAAGUAGCUCCUUCUCACCGUUUCAAAUACAGUCGGUUCACGAAAAAUGAUACUGCACUGGCUUCAGGAGUUCAAUCCAUUCGAGAACAUCCUUCCAGAUCGGAGAUUGUUCUUGAUGAAAAAGAGAGGGCUGACAGCGAAGCUUUGCCGUUGAGUGAAAAGAAGGAACGAAACCAAAUGAACAAAACAAAUGAUUCUCAUCGUUUCAAGUACAAUCGAUUUACAAAGAAAGAUGCUCCACUUGAUCAAACUGUCGAACCAAAAGAAGAAUCGGAGCUUGAAGACGAUGACACUGCGCAGUUCAAUGCGAAACAAAAACAAAACAAAACCGAUGCGUCGCUUCAGUCUCUUGGUUUAAAGUGCAAUCGUUUCAACAAAAAGCCACUAAACGUCGAUAGUAAGGAGAUUCAAGACGGCUUAGAUCGAACAGACGAUGAAAAUAACGAGGCUCUGACGGAAACACAGGAAGCACAGACGAGUAACAGCGCUGAACAGCCAGAAGCAAGCAGCCAACCAAUGGCGCGAUCGAUGUCAAUCAGAGAGAGACGCAAAUUCUUCGAAUCUCAAAGCAAAAACUACCAAUCGAGUCGAUUUUAAAGAAUGUCUACCGAAAUACCAUAGAAAGCGAAAUGAUGGUUCGACAAUACCAAUCGUGAACGUUCAAAUGGAGUCUGAUCGAGGCUCAUAAACCGAAACUGAUUGCAUGUCAAMAAGACCGUUGCCAACAGGGUAGGCAAAAGGCCAUUCAUUCUUACAUGUAGUUAUAAAUGUAUAAUCUUUAA
Molecule: messenger RNA, 4777 nt
Organism: Pseudo-nitzschia multistriata
Lineage: Eukaryota; Bacillariophyta; Bacillariophyceae; Bacillariales; Bacillariaceae
Source: the annotation of a GenBank genome assembly